UCCAGCCACUGGUAGGAUUUCUGGAUAUCAGCCACCUCCUCUAUCUGCCGGUGGUAUAUAUAUAUAUAUAUAUAUAUAUGUGUGUGUGUGUGUGUAUAUAUAUAUAUAUAUCCUGCAGUUGAAAUACCAGCGUGAUUAUUCAUAAAGACUGAAUAAAAUGUGACCAUUUAGAGGGGUUUUUUUCAGUUUUUUGUCAUUUCAAAAAACAUUUCAACCUUUUUCUUUUAUUAUUUUUCAUCCUUAAAAAACUAAAUAAGUUUAGUUGUGAUUAAUGAUAUCUUAGAUGUUAUCAAUAUUUCGAGAAAUAUUUGACAUAACUGUGCACAAUCACAGUUUAAAAGAGCAUAUAGGAUGAACUUUCAAUAUAUUUUCUUUGGUAAUCAAACAAUGAACAGACAUUAGUUUCACCAAACCACAGUUAUAUGGUGAGAAAGGAAACUUAACAAAUCUUUUACCCACACUUUCAACUUACAGUGGAUUUACUCCAUUGGCUGAUGCAGGGAAAUCCCUGCAUCAGUCUGAAUAUAAAACACUGCUCAGACAGACACAGUCAAAGAACACGGUUUACCACUCUGAACCAAGAUGCCCCUCAUCAAGCUCUACUUCACUCCUGCACUGCUGCUCCUAGUGCUCACUUGUCCUUUAUGGCAGGUCAGCCAAUCUGUGCCACUGAUGGCAAAAGAACCAAUGCGAGACUCCUGUGUAUUAUACGCAAGAACACUGCUCCAGAACAUCACGGAUGUACUCAACCAGAAAACCUUGUUUAGUGGAAUUGACUGCAUGAAGCAGAACAUGGAGCUGUACAAGAACACCAGCACACCAUCAGCAUGUGCACCACAGGGAUCGGCAUGCUCAGAAAUCACUACAUCAGGAUUUGAUCAGAGCUCAUGUUUGACAAACAUUCGUGAGGAUCUGAAGCACUACUACAAAGUUCUCACAGCGCAGCCUGUUGGUACUCUUCUGUUCAGUCUCAGAGAACUCAUGGAGAACUGCUUCGGAAUAUUUCCGGCAUCAGACUCGACCUUAAGGGAGGCUGCUGCAAACCUCGGAACCUCCUUCGACCAAAGACUUCACCUCUGCAAAGUGCUGAAGGGCUUCCAGGUCCGUGCCAUCACAAUAAACCGAGUGAUUGCGUACAUGACCUCCGAUGAAUACACUAAAUGAAUCGUCACUGAGCUCCAGAACAAGAAUACUCAAGAGGCUCCAGAAAGAAAUUACAGAAACUACGGUGACAGUCAGUUAAUGUUGCUGUGACAGAAAACACUUCAAUAUACUUUAAAGUUUCAUAAAUUACUUAACUCAUAUCUUAAAAUUGAUGACUUAAUAUUUAACUGUGUUUACUGACUUGAAAAUGAUAUUUAUUUAUUUAUUUUAUUCUGGACUAUUUAUUUUCAAAUGUUGAAUGUGUUGUCAUUUAUUUGAUUCUAAGAAUCAUUGAAUAAAUAUUUUUUCCUGCAUAUUACCUGCUGGUUUACGCUUUAUUUGUUCACUGAUUACAUUUUUUUUUCGUUUUAAAUAUGUUACAACAAGAUAACUGAUUUAACUCUUUAUAAGAAUCUAAAGACAUGGUUAGUUUACGGUCAAGCUUGAAAACAAUAAAAAGCAUUUGUGGAUUAUAAGAAAAAAAAAUUCUUGAUACAUUUUAAACAACCAAAAAAUGUAGAUUCCACAUUGCCACAGACCAAUCACAAUGCUCUAUGUUUCCUGUAAACAUGUCAGCCCAGCAUACUAAACCCACCAUGAAGAACAUUUACAAAGAGACCACAGUAUAGUGUUUGUUCACGCUUCAUUUGGAAAUCCCCAAGUUAAGAUAAUAACAGUCAGGUGACUAUUAUUGUCAUGAUAAAACAGUGAUAAUAAAAUGCCAAUAAAAUGUGGUCUGAUAUCAAGAAGGAAAGUCAAUCAGUAUCUGUCCAAGGGGUUAAAUUAAACUUAAAAACGGGAUUAUGACACUUCAUUAUGGUGAGAUUACAGUCAGUGUAAUAAGAAAUGCAUCAAAUAGUUAAUCUGUUAAGACCAAGAUUUACAGAAAGAAUCAUUAUUGUUAUUGUUAUUCAGCAUUAUUGAAUAAACAUGAACUAAAACAUGUUCUGAUUUUAACACUAAAUCCACAAGCAGGUAAUUAAAUAAUAAUAAAUAAAUCCACUCUUCCAUAUCUGUGAGACGCACAUGUGUGUGAACUUCAGUGAUUAGCCAUUAAUUUAGAGGUGAAUUUAGAGUCAGGUGCUUUCAGUCAGCAGGGUGCGAGUCAGCUAUGAGUCAGCAGCCUGUAUUUACUUAAAAAACAUUCAGAAAAAUAAUCUAAUCUUCCCAACAUGUGUUUGUGGAAGUGUUUUACGAUAAAAACAAACGAGAUUUCAGAGUUGUUGAUAAGUAUGGACGCAACCAAUCCACAACCAGACAGACUGUGAAAAUGGAGGAAAGCACCUAUUCCGGGGUUGGGAGGUCACAGUGGGUAACCUUUAAGCAGCUAAAAGCCCCUCUCACAUUCAUCUUCAUGAACACAGUGU
This is a messenger RNA of Oreochromis niloticus (Nile tilapia), 2510 nucleotides long. RefSeq names its product interleukin-12 subunit alpha. The record is from RefSeq and is a predicted model, not a curated record. Lineage: Eukaryota; Metazoa; Chordata; Actinopteri; Cichliformes; Cichlidae. The transcript is spliced from 7 exons. The coding region runs from base 583 to 1164 and encodes 193 amino acids.